UUUACAUUGAAGCGCGUAUCAUGUGAUUGGUUGGCUUGGCUGACGUGCGUGUGUUGACGUUCCAUCAAAACAAAGCACGGUCGCGCGUCUCACCGAGCAUUUUGCCACGGUAAUUCGUUGCGAGUGCGUCGUUUUUUCGUUAACGUGUUUCACGAAAGUGUCAGUUGUCUAUUCAAUCGUGUGUGCAUUAUUAGCUUUUAAGUGAUUAAGUGCGUGGAUUAUGAUGGCAUCCACUGUAAAAUUCACUUCGGAUGAGAGUUUGGGUGAGUCUUGGGUGGAAUUGAAUCCAGUUCCCGACAGGAUAACACCGUUACCGUUCAGUAGUGGAGGUGAAGAAUAUCUUCGAUUGCUUAGAGAAGCGCAAAGAGAUUCUUUGCCCUCGUCCGCUAGGCAUUCUUUGGCAUCUUCCCGUCGAGGCACACCAAGGGAUAGCCCGAAGAGUCCACCUAACAGUCCAAACACGGAACUAUCAACCGAGGAUGAACUCAAGGGAGUUUACAUAAAUUAUUGCUGCAACAAGGAUUCCGAAUUAAUUGGUUUUGUUUCUGUUUAA
Apis florea (little honeybee) is the source of this 553-nucleotide messenger RNA. It is a transcript of the gene BNIP3, whose product is annotated as BCL2 interacting protein 3. Gene Ontology annotation, biological process: mitochondrial outer membrane permeabilization; positive regulation of apoptotic process. The record is from RefSeq and is a predicted model, not a curated record. Gene Ontology annotation, cellular component: mitochondrial envelope; nucleus; mitochondrial outer membrane. NCBI's taxonomy places the organism in Eukaryota, Metazoa, Arthropoda, Insecta, Hymenoptera, Apidae.